Rotaria sp. Silwood2 is the source of this 741-nucleotide messenger RNA. The record is from the annotation of a GenBank genome assembly. NCBI's taxonomy places the organism in Eukaryota, Metazoa, Rotifera, Eurotatoria, Philodinida, Philodinidae.
AUGGGACAAUUAUCAUCACUGGUGCAUUUGUCAUUGAUUGCUAGUGGAAUAGAGAAUGGCUUUAAAUAUCAAUCACUGUUUGUCAAUGACUCAUGGUUGGUCAUUCAUAAUUCACCGUCACCACUCGCUUUCAAUUCGUGCGCUUGCAGUGUUUACCCUGAAUGUGCAACUGCUUACGUAGGCUUCGAGUGCAUUCUUGGAAACAAUUGUACAGCAGGUACUACUGUUUGGACUGUACCAGGUCUAAUCUUGGCUUGUACUCACUACGAAAGUAUGUUUUCAUCCGACUUACGAUGCUUCUAUGAUCAAGUCUGUUUUAACACUAUUCUCUCAAAUUACAAUGUUGACAUGCCAGAUAGACUUCCUUUACCUGCAUCUACGCUUAACAUUCCUGUGCUGAACAAAUCGGCUCCAUCGCGCUUUUCAACGACUGAUAGUCUUGACGCAUUAUUUCAACAACUUGCAGUAGAAGAGUGGGAGAUUAAAGGUGAUUUCAAUGGUUACUAUCAGGCAUGUGCACCGGCCAGCUGCACGUACACAUCUGUCCAGCGAUUAAAUAUCAUCGAUUUAGUUACAACUGUUGUCGGCCUAAUCGGUGGUCUUUUUGUUUCUUUGCGCCUUUUAGCUCGAUUCGCAAUAGAAAUUAUUAUUGUGGCCAAACCUUGUUGGCAAAAUCCUCGUGAUGAUAUCGAACAUCGAGAACGAAACAGAUCUACAAGUAUGAUAACGUUGUUAAAAUAA